AUGGCUACCAGACAGCGAAUUGCCACCACAGUUGUGGCCAAGAAGGACCUGCCCAAGGUCACUCACGAGGCCACUUCUCAACCUCAAUUCCCCGACAUCAAGACCAUCAAGGAUGCCAUCCCCGCGCACUGCUUCCAACCCUCACUUACCACCUCCUACUACUAUAUCAUCCGCGACUUCGCUAUUAUCGGCACCCUUGCCUGGGCUGCCCUUACCUAUAUCCCCGGCAUUAAGGACCAAUACCUCCGUAUCGCCGCCUGGAUGGCCUAUGGCUUCCUCCAGGGUCUUUUCUGCACCGGAAUCUGGAUUCUCGGUCAUGAGUGCGGCCACGGUGCUUUAUUUACCUAUAGCAAGCUCAAUAACAUAACCGGCUGGUUCCUCCACUCAUUCCUUAUGGUCCCCUAUUUUAGCUGGAAACCUCGAUAUGGCCUUUGUCCCCGCUCUAAGCCUAAGGCUUCUCUAUCCUUCUAUAUCGCUGGCAUAGAUGUUGCUGAGCUGAUCGAGGAUACCCCUAUUGCCCAGGCCGUCAAGCUCGUCUUCCACCAGCUCUUCGGAUGGCAGGUAUAUACCUUCUUUAAUGCCAGCGCUGGUAAGGGCAGUAAGCAAUGGGAGCCUAAAAGUACUUUCGCCAAAUGGCUCCGCGUUAGCCACUUCGAUCCCAUGAGCGCUGUCUUCCGUCCCGCCGAGGCUCCCUUUAUCAUCAUCAGCGAUAUUGGUCUCGGCCUCACUCUAACUGCUCUAUACUUUGCUUCCCAGAAGGUUGGCGUUUCUACUGUUUUCUACCUCUACCUCGUUCCCUACCUCUGGGUCCACCACUGGCUCGGCUGGACCUACGUUAAGGGUGCUCUCGCUACUGUUGACCGCGAGUUCGGCUUUAUUGGCAAGCACAUUUUCCACGGUGCCAUUGAGAAGCAUGUCAUUCACCACCUGUUCCCUAAGAUCCCUUUCUAUAAGGCUGAUGAGGCCACUGAGGCCAUCAAGCCCGUUAUCGGCGACCACUAUUGUCACGACGACCGUAACUUCCUGGGUCAGCUCUGGAGCAUCUUUGGUAGCCUCGAUUACGUCGAGCACGACCCCGCCAUUCCCGGUGCCUUGCGCUGGGCCAAGAAGAAGAUAUCUGAGUAG
Fusarium poae is the source of this 1125-nucleotide messenger RNA. RefSeq lists its product as uncharacterized. Lineage: Eukaryota; Fungi; Ascomycota; Sordariomycetes; Hypocreales; Nectriaceae. The transcript has 5 exons. Gene Ontology annotation, molecular function: oxidoreductase activity. The record is from RefSeq and is a predicted model, not a curated record. Bases 1 to 1125 code for a protein of 374 amino acids.